AUGUUAACCCAAAUACGACACUUUAUUAAACGCAAUUUCAAAGCUCUACUAUUACUAAAUUUUAUUGCUCUCAUUACUGUUUCUCAAUAUUCUGCUCCAAAACCUGUCAUUGAACAAAAAUCAGCUCCAAUUAGAGAUACUUUGGGAUAUUUGCAACAUACGCACACGUUUAUUCAUUCCGCUUAUUAUUAUCCGGAAUCUAAAUCGUAAGAAAACUUGUGUGAUUAAAAUCUAAACAGUUUUUGUCUAUUUUUUCACUUGAGUAGAUUCAAAAUAAAACCAGUUUUUCAUUUUGAAAAAAAAUUAAAAAAUUAAGGCUCGGUAAAAAUGCCAUCGCAAUCGUGACUACAACCAAUAAACGAACUGUAAAACAGAUUUUGAAAAUGAAAAUAAAUUUAGUCGCUUCGAAUGACACUGGAAUUAUAAACACCGCAGCUACGGUAACAACGUGAGUCGUGAAAUACGUAGUUACAAGAAUCAGAGUAGAAUUUUUUUUUAAUUUUAAGCGAACAUCGUUUAACUGAUCGUUGUGAUUAUUUGAUGUUACUCGCUCAAGCAAACACAUUAGAAAAUAUGAAUGUGCUAGAAAUUGAAGCAGAUGGUAUAACAGCUUCUAUACCUUUCAAAAAACCAAAAGCUGUUGCUCCAAAACCGGUUAUGUUCUGUGUUGCUCCACAAUUUGCAGCUGAACAAUGGCAAACAUUUUUGGCUCAAGUUCAUAUUUCUAAAUUUUACGGAGCACAUUUGCAAAUGUAUGUUGUCAGUAUGGUUGAGUCAUAUUUUCAACUUCUGCAAGAGUAUGAAAAAUUGGUAAUUUUUAUAGAUGUUUUUCUAGUUUUAUAAAAAAACCGAUAACUUCAGGGUUAUCUGUCAAUUGAACCUUGGCUUACAAUUAAAUUUUCAAAAGUUGAUGAACCUGUUAUUGAACCAAAUAGAAAUGUAGAACUUCGUGCACAAACUGCAGCCCAUACAGAUUGCCUGUUGAUGUACAAAGAAGCUGCCACAUUUAUUGGAUUCGUUGACAUGGAUGACUUGUUAAUACCUGUGAAUUCGGCAUCAUAUUAUGAAGAAUUUGAAAGAGAUUACAAUGGUAAUUGGUUAAUUAGUUCGCUACAUUACACUAAAUAUGAUUUCCAAACAAUUAAAUCUCCAUACCUCGAUGAAACUUCAAUUUUACAAAUGGUGAAACAAGCAAAGUAUAUGAAUACAACGGACAGCGGAAAAUCAUUUGUUCGAGCAGAAAGAUAUAAUUCAACAUGGGCUCAUUGGAGUAGAGUUGCUGAUUUAGUUCCACAGUUUUUUGGAGAAUCGGAAGAAAAACCAUUUUUAAUGACUCGUAGAGAAAUGAAUACCACUGGAAUGUUCCAUUUGAAAAGACAAAUUUCGAAAACUGGCUUGCAGUUAGCUAAUCUCGGAGAAGGGCAAAUUCCUUUAAACCCAGUUAAUAAUAAAACAACAAUAAUAAGUGAAGAGAAUUUACAAGCAAUUGAAGAUGAUUUGCAACGGUGAGAGUAAUUCGAUUUUCUAACUUGUUGAAUAGAGGAAUUUUCAGUCAUCUUGCCCUACCACAAAUUCAGAAACUCGCUCCAUAUCUUCCCAAGGAAGAUUUUUAUAUGCCAAUAAUUUUGAAAUGUUAUACUGAUGCAUUUUAUCAUGCAAGAGAUAUUGGAAGAUUCAGUCAAGCAGCUAUUUGUAUAAACGCUUAUAGUUGUGAUAUUCCUCAACGACAUGAUUAUUCUUGUGUUCAUUCAGAUGCAAUGUAUCAUUCAGGACCAAGAAUGGAUCCAAUCACUUAUCAUUAUACCACAGAUUCAUAUUUUACUAGAAGUAUAGGAUGUUAUCAAUAA
Caenorhabditis angaria is the source of this 1847-nucleotide messenger RNA. NCBI's taxonomy places the organism in Eukaryota, Metazoa, Nematoda, Chromadorea, Rhabditida, Rhabditidae. The record is from the annotation of a GenBank genome assembly.